Messenger RNA from Pelobates cultripes (western spadefoot toad), 6401 nucleotides. NCBI's taxonomy places the organism in Eukaryota, Metazoa, Chordata, Amphibia, Anura, Pelobatidae. The record is from the annotation of a GenBank genome assembly.
AUGAGGAAGCUGGAGCCGUGUGAUUUUUACCACUCCGAGCUGAGAGUGAGUGUGGGUUGCUCUGUCCCCACCACUUUAAAAAAAAAAAUAAUAGUAAUAAAAUUAAACUUUUUAUGUACCGUUUUCCAGCUCUGAGGCUGCCCACCUGUCUGGUUCUUGUUACCACACGCAGGAGGUGUGGCCUGCUCUUCCAAUGUCCAAUCCGGUGCUUCUCAUAGUGGAGCAUUGGCGAGCUUGUGUACAUCCAAACUUACCCAAGCAUUGAGUCAGUGCUUUCCCAUGGGGGCGUUCGCAUCAUGUGACCGAGGUUUAAUCGGCCAGUGCAGCGUUAGCGCCUCUAGUGGCUGUAAUCCUGUAAUGCUAAUCAUGGCUGUUUCUAGGACAGGGACCACUGAGAUUGACAUGAAAAGAACGGAUGGAUGAUUUAUGGUUUUAAAACGAUUUUGUGAAAAAGAACCAAGAUGUGACUGACAUCAAAAUGAGCAGUAUGCUUCAACUUCUGAGAGAGGUUUUACUGUGCGCAGUGGAUUAGAAUUGUUUGCUCGUUAUUAAUCUAGUUCUCGCAACGUGCGGUUUUCCUCUGGGAAUAUAAUUUUGUUUCAAGCAGUAAUUCUCCCAAUGCUAUGGUGUACUAGAUUUCAGGUUUCCUCCCCCCAUGUAAGCAAUAGCAAAGAUAUGAUCUAGAAAAUCUAUGGCUGUGUUUAGAAAUCUGGGGAAUUGUGGGAAAUGUGAUUUAAAUUUAAAAUCGAUGCCGGCUUACGUGGUCUAAUAAAUGACAUUAGAUAGUCGUGCUGGGCGCAGUCAUUGGCCGUCAUUAGUUAAUCUCAUUGAGAGCGAUUUAUUGCUACCUUGUUCUGUAUGGCAUAGAAAGUAUCACUCGUUAUCGAGCUAGAGAGCAUUGUGCCUGGGGGAACAACUAUCUAACUCUGGGGACCGUCCCAAACGACAGAGGAUGGAGGAAGCGGUUGCCAUAGUAACAGUUUGGGAAGACUGGCUAAUUUAAUCUUGGUACAUUUCCCAUGAGGAUAGCUUGACGUUUAUCUGGGUAACUUAUUGGCAGACACCAGCAUCAGACUCCUGGAGCGCUCUGCGAAGUGUGAGCCAGUGUGUGCUCACUGAGUGCUGGUCCAAGAGAUCUACUGUCUGCUGGAAUGGAAUAUCGGGCACAAAGUGAUAAUGGCUUCUAAUAAAGGGCAGUAGGAUUCAUUUACAGUAUGAGCAUGCGAGAAUGGAUGAUCCUUUUUAUUUUCAUUGGUCCUUGUCACUAUUUAGCUUAAUUGACAUCCAUGAAGGUGUCUCAGGGAAUCUCUAGCCACCAUAGCCGAUGACCGAUAGUACCAUAGAUACGAUCUACAAGUUUUCACAGUACACCAGAGACAAAGACUCUGGGUUCAUAUAGAUUACGAAGUGUAAGCCGAGUUCCAGUGUAUGGUUGUUCUGGGGGGAAUUUGAGAUGUGGACAUAUUACGCAUGAGAAUUAUUGCCCUUUUGUUUGGUUCCAGUCUAUAAUAAACCUGACGGGUUGGCACUAUACUUUACAGGAGGCAUCACUCUCUAUGUUUGCUCCACUAUAUCCCAACCACCUAGUACGUACAAUCAGCUGUUGAUGGAUGUCUCUUUAUUCUAAUAUAUACUAUUAUCUUGCUAUUUGAUUAGGUUCUAAGUUGGACCUCUCACACACCCUAUAGUCUCUUAUACAAAGCAACCGUUUAGUUGAUUUAUCCCUAUUUACUUUAUAGUGCCAAGGUAUAUUUUUGGAUUGCAAAGGUUUAGGCUUAUUUGUUGCCAUAAUUUACCUGGACAUCCAUUUCCUUAGACCAUUAUACUUUUUUAAAUCUUGGAAUUGUGAGUCUCCUAUUUGCUAACAGCAAUAUCAGAAUGCAGGACAACUCUCGGUUAAUACAUUGUAGGCAACUAUCAUAAAGCCCCUUGGUUUAACUUUUCUAUUGCUAUCAUAAUGUCUCCUGCACACCGUAAGGCUGCUCUCCUUCUAACCAGCGUUAAACCCCAUAUAAAUAGGCUAUAUUCAGUGUGCCAUUUAUAUAAAAUCUUCCAGUUUCCUGGGGGUAGCUCUCUCGGUGUGAUAGUGAUUCAUUAAUGUGGGUCAGUGUUUUAGCAGGGAUUCUAUCCUCUUCUCCUGGGAGACAUUGACCCACAUUUCUGAUAUGUUGGUAAAACACCUUGAAUUCAGUAUAUUUCAAACACCUGGCACACACCCUUCAUUACGUGACACCGUACUGGCAUGGUGUGUACACCACCUUAAUAUGCAUCAAUGGGUCAGAGGCUCUUUCCAACGUGUGUAGGAGGCUGCCAGGGAUGAUUCAGUAAUAGAUGUAGUUCUCUGUCAGGACAGCAGGGGGCACUGUGUGUGUUGGGGUGUUGGAGAUGUCUGAGGAUAUUGGCAGUGCACAUUGUAAUGACUAGUUGCAGUUCUAUGUUAUUGCAGCAGAGGGCGCUAUGUGUUGUGUUCUGCAAGUCAGCAGACCUUGAAUUCUGUCACUCCCCCCCCCCUCUUCUCUCCCCUUUACCUCCCCCAUUUUCUUUUCUGGUAUUUUUCUCCUCACUCCUGUGUUUGUCUUUCCUUCACGAUGUGCUUGCUUUCACGCAGUACAUGUCUUUGUCCCUGCUCUCCUUUUAUUCUGUCUCUUUCUCCUCAUUAGCAGCUCUGCCUUUGUUCGUUGGCCGCUCAGACGCUGCUCUCACCUUUCUGCUUGGAUAUAGUUGUGAUGAAAACGUAGUGUGCGCUGCUUUGAAGUCUUGUGUGCGCCUCUACCACAUGUCUGCCCCAGGAGCUUACACUUCAAACUAAAAAGCAGACUAUAUAAAGCUAUUGUAUUUAGUGCUAAUUUUAAAUCCUUCUGUGCUGAUUCUAUUGUGUUACCUGCCCGCCUUCUCUCUAUAAGCCCCCCGUCUUCAUAAUACGUUCUGUUACCUGCCCGCUUUCUCUCCAUAAGCCCCCCGUCUUCAUAAUACGUUCUGUUACCUGCCCGCCUUCUCUCUAUAAGCCCCCCGUCUUCAUAAUACGUUCUGUUACCUGCCCGCCUUCUCUCUAUAAGCCCCCCGUCUUCAUAAUACGUUCUGUUACCUGCCCGCCUUCUCUCUAUAAGCCCCCUGUCUUCAUAAUACGUUCUGUUACCUGCCCGCUUUCUCUCCAUAAGCCCCCCGUCUUUAUAAUACGUUCUGUUACCUGCCCGCCUUCUCUCUAUAAGCCCCCCGUCUUUAUAAUACGUUCUGUUACCUGCCCCCUGUUGUUCCUUUUGUCAAUUUCUCUCUGCUUGAUACCCAACUAUGUUUGUUUUUGUUGCAGAACCCUGAUUGGCAUGGCUUCCACACAGACCCCAUUGUGGACAAAUGGAAUAUGCGGUUUGUGUUCUUCUUCGGGGUUUCAGUGUGCUUGGUACUGGGUUCAGUCUUUAUACAUUACCUUCCAGACCUCGGGUGAGUUCUUUUAAUAUCUCCUUCUCUUUCUCAAUCUGUCUCCCAUGGCACGGUCCUUUUUCUCGCCUCUCUCUCUACAAUUUGUCUUUUUUUUCUCCCCUUCUCCAUUUCUCUACUCGUUGUCGCUCUGUGUCCCUUUCUGUAUUCCCCUUCCCGCUCUGUCUCUAUUCCCCUUCCCGCUCUGUCUCCGUUGUCGCUCUCUGUCGCGGUCUCCGGUCCCCUUCCCGCCCUCUGUCGCUGUCUCCGGUCCCCUUCCCGCCCUCUGUCGCUGUCUCCGGUCCCCUUCCCGCCCUCUGUCGCUGUCUCCGGUCCCCUUCCCGCUCUCUGUCGUUGUGCUUUCUGUCUCUUGUCCCCGACCUGCUCUCUACUGUCACUCUGUAUCCAGCUUUGCUUGUUUUCUUUCUAUCCUCCCACCUGCCCAUUCUCUGCUGUAAAUGCAAUAAACGGUCGCAUUACUCAGAAUAUUCCCUCAGCCUCAGUUUCCCAGUCACUUUGUCAUGUCUGAGGGCGAAUAUAUUGCAGCCAUAAGUCUCCUUCUGACAGGAACUUGCUCUGUGUCCUUUCUGUGCCGUGAGAAUGGCAGAGACAGACGGUCCCGAGCCCCCAGCUGGGGAGGGAGACUCCCCGAUGGACCUGUGUGGCUGCAGCGGUUCUAUAAAUAGCAACUAAUUGCUUGUUGAGGAGCUCGAUCUGUUCGCCCCAGAGCGGGGACAGAUGGACUGUCACUGUCACUUCCAUCAUGAUAGAGACAUGGGGACUUGUCCUGGGAGUGAUUAGUGUAAUUAGAGCAGGUGAGCGGCCCUUGCACUCCCAGGAAGCCAGGCUCCAGCAUGUCCGCACACUUCCUGCGGGAGAUCUUUUUAAUGAGCUCAGAUUAAUUAUUAAUUUCAACGCUGAGCAGAGAGAGUGCAGCCUGAUCCAGCCGUCUCCCUCCUCCCAGCGUGCAGACUGUACUGUGCAAACAGCAGCCGUACAGUUUGCAUCUCACGCUGUAUCGUAUGUUGUAUUGCGCCACUCUCCUGCAUCCCUGAUAUAACCCUGCCCCGUGUUACAUGCCCUCGCUGCCCUGAUAUCACCCUGCGCAGGGGUCAUGCAGCACGCCAAACGCUGUUACACGACCUCACUGCCCUAAUAGCACCCUGCCCCGCUUUACACGCCGCACCCUAUGUUACACCCUCCCGCUGCCCUAAUCUCACCCUGCCCCGUGUUACACCCUCCCGCUGCCCUAAUCUCACCCUGCCCCGUGUUACACCCUCCCGCUGCCCUAAUCUCACCCUGCCCUGUGUUACACCCUCCCGCUGCCCUAAUCUCACCCUGCCCUGUGUUACACCCUCCCGCUGCCCUAAUCUCAUUCUGCCCUGUGUUACACCCUCCCGCUGCCCUAAUCUCAUUCUGCCCUGUGUUACACCCUCCUGCUGCCCUGUGUUACAUGACCCCACUGCCCUAAUAUCACCCUGUCCUGUUACACGCCCCCCGCUACCCUAAUAUCACCCUGCCCUGUGUUACACGACCUCACUGCCCUAAUAGCACCCUGCCCCGCUACCCUAAUAUCACCCUGCCCUGUGUUACACGACCUCACUGCCCUAAUAGCACCCUGCCCCGCUUUAUACGCCGCACCCUAUGUUACACCCUCCCGCUGCCCUAAUCUCACCCUGCCCUUUGUUACACCUUCCCGCUGCCCUAAUAUCACCCUGCCCUUUGUUACACCUUCCCGCUGCCCUAAUAUCACCCUGCCCUUUGUUACACCUUCCUGCUGCCCUAAUAUCACCCUGCCCUUUGUUACACCUUCCUGCUGCCCUAAUAUCACCCUGCCCUGUUACACGCCCCCCGCUGCCCUAAUAUCACCCUGCCCUGUGUUACACGACCUCACUGCCCUAAUAGCACCCUGCCCCGCUUUAUACGCCGCACCCUAUGUUACACCCUCCCGCUGCCCUAAUCUCACCCUGCCCUUUGUUACACCUUCCCGCUGCCCUAAUAUCACCCUGCCCUUUGUUACACCUUCCUGCUGCCCUAAUAUCACCCUGCCCUUUGUUACACCUUCCUGCUGCCCUAAUAUCACCCUGCCCUUUGUUACACCUUCCUGCUGCCCUAAUAUCACCCUGCCCUUUGUUACACCUUCCUGCUGCCCUAAUAUCACCCUGCCCUGUUACACGACCCCGCUGCCCUAAUGUCACGCUGCCCUAAUAUCACCCGGCCCUGUGUUACACGACCCCGCUGCCCUAAUAUCACCCGGCCCUGUGUUACAUGACCCCGCUGCCCUAAUAUCACCCGGCCCUGUGUUACAUGACCCCGCUGCCCUAAUAUCACCCGACCCUGUGUUACACGACCCCGCUGCCCUAAUAUCACCCUGCCCUGAGUUACACGACCCCACUGCCCUAAUAUCACCCUGCCCUGUGUUAGACUUUGCUGCCCUAAGUUAGUAUGCUGUGUUGGCCAUCAUGUUAUACUCCACAACAUCAGACGUCACCCAACCCCACCCUCCCCAACACCACACAUUGCACUCGCUACGCAGUUUGGGCGUGAUCUCAUUAGAGGUCCCUGAUCCACAUGGCAGAUAAACUGCCUGCCUGUGCACUUCGUGUACUGUGAGCCCAGAGAGCCACCUGCAUUACACAUAGUUGUGAGCCCAGACCACGGACAGUCACCUGCAAAUAAUGUGGACAGUAGUCAGCCUUUCAGGAUGAUUACAGGCCCUUCCUGCACCCAUGGAGCUAAUCUCUCUAUCCACAGCUCCUGUUUAUUUUCCUUCCUUUUCUUAUAGGAAAGGGUCUCUUCCUAUUUAACACCCCUUGUUCACACCUCCCCCGUCUCAGUCUCACCUCUGCCUCCUCUCUGACAGGAUGAGACAGUGGGCUCGCAGAGAAGCAGAACGACAGCUGAAGAGGAGAGAGGCUCUGGGCCUUCCCCCCAUCGACUACAACUACUACGACCCUGACAAACUGGUCCUGCCAGAGGAGGAGUGA